GCUGGGCGGAUGCGAGUGGUUCUGGUGUCAGGGGGUGACGUGUGGCUACCAGGUCCUGUAUCCGUGGCAGCGGCCGGUUGCGGUUAUCGUCUGGGCCGUAGCGUGCCGCCGCGACGGGUCGGCAGUUUUUCAGGUUCCAUGGCUGUUUUCCUCCAGCUAAACUGUGCUGCUCCAGGGCAGGCACCAUGUUGCGUUCAUCUUCACACCCAGCAUCUAGCAGUGCUGGCAUGUAGUAGGCACUCAAGAAAUGUAUGUUGAAUGAACGAUGCCUGUGACAAGCAACUGGACUUUAUUCUUUCCUGACCCUUGCUCCUAUGACAUACCUCCUGACUGCCACUGUCACCCCUUCAAAGCAGAGCUUCUCUAGGGAGCCUGGAAGGGAAACAGCCAUGGCCAAGGACAUCUUGGGGGAAGCAGGGCUGCACUUUGAUGAACUGAACAAGCUUCGGGUGUUGGACCCAGAGGUUACCCAGCAGACCAUAGAGCUCAAGGAAGAGUGUAAGGAUUUUGUGGACAAAAUUGGCCAGUUUCAGAAAAUAGUUGGUGGUCUAAUUGAGCUUGUGGAUCAGCUCGCAAAAGAAGCGGAGAACGAGAAGAUGAAGGCCAUUGGUGCUCGGAACUUGCUGAAAUCCAUAGCAAAACAGAGAGAAGCCCAACAGCAGCAACUGCAAGCCCUAAUAGCAGAGAAGAAAAUGCAGCUAGAAAGGAGAGCCAGUGGAACAGCAGACACACUUAUCCCAGUCUGGACAAGAUGGGAAGGACAAAGCUAUCUGGUGGCACUGAGUCACCAGAGCUGGGAAGUACAAGGACUAGCAGGAUAACUUGAAGACGGGGCUACCUUCCACUGUAAACCAUUUCUGGCUUAGACUCGUGAGGCGGAGGUACAGGCAAAAAAAAAAACAAAAAAAACAAAAACAAAACAGGUAGUUUUUCAUGGAUGUUAAAGAGACAAUUUGUGACAUUAAGGUGGCCUAAACACCCAGUGCUCAUUGGUUGACAAGUGAUCAGCUAUAGAGGUAGUUAGGAUCUAGUCAGGUGUAUGCUAACUGGCUUGUUUGCCCGUUGUUUAGCAAUGAUGUGGCAGAACUUUGGCACCAUUUUGCUGGUCCCUCCCCCUGCUGAUGGCCUGCUCAGCCCUUGGGAGGUGAGGGCCUGACAUGGUUCUUGCCACUAUCUUGUUCUUGUGUAC
This is a messenger RNA of Microtus ochrogaster (prairie vole), 1189 nucleotides long. It is a transcript of the gene Ift20, whose product is annotated as intraflagellar transport 20. Gene Ontology annotation, biological process: protein localization to cilium; cilium assembly. The record is from RefSeq and is a predicted model, not a curated record. Lineage: Eukaryota; Metazoa; Chordata; Mammalia; Rodentia; Cricetidae. Gene Ontology annotation, cellular component: cytoplasm; centrosome; ciliary basal body.